CGGCGCCGUAGCAGCUGCAGAGGCUCCGCCCUAUUGAAGCUCGCAGGAGGAGGAAGGAAUAUGGCGGCGCUGCAGUGCUGGCUGGGAGCGAGAGGGAAAGAGAGCUGUGAGCCGGGUGUCAGCGCAGACUGUGGGCCCCUCCUGACGUCUCGCGUGUUCUAGUGUUCUCGGACGCGGUCGGUGAUGGCUUCCUGCGGCUGGUGAUGUCCGGUGUGCUCCCUAUGGUCCGCCACUGAUCUCCUCUCUGAUAUUUACCAAGACGUGUGACAUUGACGUCCUCGCCCUGAUUGGUCGGGCGCCCCCCCAUCACCGAGGUCAAGAUGUUCUCAGCGUUGAAGAAACUUGUGGGGUCGGAAGUGCCGAAUCUACGAGACAAGAACAUCCCCGCCGGGCUGCAGUCCAUGAACCAGGCCCUGCAGAGGAGGUUCGCCAAGGGGGUUCAGUAUAAUAUGAAAAUCGUCAUCCGUGGCGACAGGAACACAGGGAAGACCACGCUGUGGCAUCGGCUGCAGGGGAAGAAGUUUGUGGAAGAAUACAUUCCCACUCAGGAGAUCCAGGUCACCAGUAUACACUGGAACUACAAGACCACUGAUGACAUAGUGAAGGUGGAGGUUUGGGACGUGGUGGAUAAAGGUAAAGGCAAGAAGAGAGGCGAGGGCUCCUUAAAACUGGAAAAUGAGCCCCAAGAGACUGACUCCGACCUGGCCCUAGAUGCAGAGUUUCUGGAUGUCUAUCAGAACUGCAAUGGAGUAAUUAUGAUGUUUGACAUCACCAAGCAAUGGACUUUUACUUACAUCACACGGGAGCUUCCGAAGGUCCCCAGCCACGUGCCGGUGUGCGUGCUCGGAAACCAUCGAGAUAUGGGAGAGCACAGGGUCAUCCUGCCUGACGACGUGCGAGACUUUAUACAGAGCCUGAACCGGCGCCCCGGUUCCUCCUACAUCCGAUACGCUGAGUCUUCCAUGAAGAAUAGCUUUGGGCUGAAAUACUUGCACAAAUUUUUUAACAUCCCUUUUCUGCAGCUGCAGCGAGAAACCUUAUUAAGGCAACUGGAGACCAACCAGCUAGACAUCGAUGCCACCCUUGAGGAACUUUCAGUCCAGCAAGAGACGGAGGACCAGAAUUAUGAAAUAUUCCUGGAAAUGUUAGAGAAUAAUAAACGUCUGGCUUCUCCAGUAGCGACAAACGGACAAAGCCCGUCCUCCGGUUCUCAGUCCCCUGUGGUCCCUAUAAACUCUGGGUCUCCUGACAGCUCCGGCCCUGGCACGCCCCUUCAGAUACCUACUACAGUGCCUGCAUCUCCUCCCCUGGCUGUGCCUCCACCGCCUCCUGCCUCGGAUGCCUCUGAAGUCUCCGGGGCUUCUCCCUCCACCGCGUCGUCUCCUCCUUUAUCUCAGCAACCUCAGCAGAAGCGAGGCUUCAUGUCCCGUCUCUUCGGUUCCUCCACCCCUGAAAGCCCUCCAGUCAAACUAGCAGAGACCCCGUCACACACAAUGCAGCCAGUGAGAGUGCAAAGCGUAGAAGACUUUGUACCCGAAGACAGCUUAGAUCGCAGCUUCUUGGAGGAUAACGCGACUCAUAAAGAUCUAGGGAAAGCAUCACUAAGAGAAAGGCGAGACAGCGACAGUGAUGGGGAUGCACCUGGGACCAACCCCAUGGUCGCCGGCUUCCAGGAUGAUUUGGACCCUGACGACAGGAUAGCUCCUAAAUCUUCUGUGGCCGUCGUCCCCAGUAAGAACAUUGUCUUGUCCACCGAUGAUGAGGAGACUGAUGCCCCUGUUCAGAUUGCUGGGGAUGAAGACGUGGACACCGAGUUAUUCUCAUGGAAACCAACCCAGUCCUCAGUCACUCGCCCUGAGAAGCAGGAUACGUUGCCCUCGUCUAAAGCCAAGAAAAAUAAGGCAAAACACCAGGAGGACUCGGACAGCGAUCAGGAAGGGCCCAUAGCCACACAGAUGCUUUCCUUCGUUAUGGAUGACCCGGACUUUGACAGUGAAGACUCAGCCCCGGUAUCAAAGGCAAAGGAAGAUUUCCCAGUGCUGAACAACAUGUCUGAAAGCUCCAGCGAGGAGACGCUCUCAUCUCUCCCGGCACAACCUGUAAAGCCCAGCGUGCCUGCCUUCAAGAUGAGGCAAGACGCCGAUCUAUUCGGCUUAGGGUUUGAAGAAAAAGUGGCCAAGGACAGCGAAGAAGAAAAGGAAAGCAAAACCUCCAAGGAGAAAAAGAAGAAGAAAAAGAAAGCCAAGGAGGCUCCAGAAGAAGAGGAGUCAACCAAGAAAAAGACGAAACCCACGAAAAAGAAGAAAAGCAAAGAGAAGGAGGAAGGCAAAGAAGAGAAGAAGAAAAAGUCGAAGAAGAGCAAGGAAAAGAAGGAAUUUGAUGAACUGGAGGCUUUCCUCGGAGGAGGUGUACCCAGCAAGCCAAGUUCAGGUGGGGAAUAUGAGGAGCUCUAGGUUGUCCGUGCUCCUUCGUGGAUUGAGCUCUCUGCCUUCCUCACCACGCGCUCCACACUGAGCAAGCACAACCUUGUUCUUCAGCAUGGCGGCGCUGCACCGCCGGAAAGUGAGAAAUCUGAAAUGGAGAGAGGUACCAGUUGUCCGCCUUUUUCCCCAUCUUCUCCCUCUUGGAUCAUUGCUCAUUACCCAGAACUUUGCAGAAGCGAGAAACACUACAGAAUAUGCUAGAUCUGGGAGGAACACCGAGGUAGCGUUUUACGUGUCUUGCUCGCUUGGAAACCUUCAGCGGUCCCUCGUUACCCUGUAAUCAUUCCAGUCACCCUUGACUUCCUUCAUACUGUACGAACAAAAUAAAAUAAAUUCUUGUAUCUCUGCACUAAACGACGGGCUGCGAGAUAUCGCCACUCACUUCCAGGAAUCUCCGCAGUCUCCUCGCCAGUGACUGACCCAUCGCUCUACUGAUGGUCUCCCCGAAAGGUUUAAAGUCGCACCAGCAUGCGUCUGUCUGCAGCAACACUCCAGACCCAUGUUCAUUUAUAUUGGCGGCUCGCUCCCUGUUACAUUUAGGCCUUCGCCUUCCUUUUUAAUCUCUCCUCUAAUUUUGUGGAUUGUUUUUAACCCAAGGUAAGUGCAGCUGCCUAUACCGAGGCGGCCGCUUCACCGGAGUGCACCAGUAUAUCCAAGAACUCCCCAGUUGAUGUAAUCCAUCAAGGGGGAGGCAGAGAAUUAUUGGUUUUACAUGUGAACGGUCAGAGGUUUCCAUUUUCUUUGUGUUUGUAGUGCGGUUGUUCAGUGUUUUUUUUUUUUUUGGUUUUUUUUUGCCGACAGAGGCGUCUUCCCCCCCGGCCCACAACCCUGUGUUUGAAGUGUUGAGCUACUUUCUAACAUUGGUGACCAAAUUUUAUUUGAGGUCAGAACCAGUAUGGUAUGCAGCCAGUUCAUUCCAGUGCCCCAUUCCCUGUCUUUAUACCUCCCUGAAGCGGUUCUUUCACUGAGCUCAAGUCCCCUGGUGAUCAUUCCACCCCAAUCCUCUCCCAUGCACCGGGGCUUCUUGUUCUUCCACUGGCGUAACAGAACCCGGCUCCUGACAGGGUCUCAAAGCUUUGAUGCAACUGUACAGAUCUGUAAGGAGGCGACGUCCUGUCUUUGCACAGGUCUGCGUAUUGCUUGUUGAACUUUGGGGGGGAAAAAUGCACAUUAAAAAAUUGUAA
Bufo gargarizans (Asiatic toad) is the source of this 3667-nucleotide messenger RNA. RefSeq names its product RAB, member RAS oncogene family like 6 (gene RABL6). The transcript is spliced from 16 exons. The record is from RefSeq and is a predicted model, not a curated record. Lineage: Eukaryota; Metazoa; Chordata; Amphibia; Anura; Bufonidae. Gene Ontology annotation, cellular component: cytosol; nucleus. Bases 321 to 2453 code for a protein of 710 amino acids. Gene Ontology annotation, molecular function: GTPase activity; GTP binding.